AGUCUGUACGAUACUCUAUUUAUUUGAUUUCAAUUUUACCUUUACAAAAUCUAAUUAUUGAGAAAUUGUUAACUUAGAAUUUGAUUUUGACAACUAUACAAUAUUGUGUUUCUUUUGUUUCUUAAAGUUAGAAUCUCAAUAUAUAAUUCAUUUGUUUCUUAAAGUUAGUGUUUUUUAAACAAAGUUAAAUUAUUAACACCAACUACGAUUCAUUUGAAUCCACAGGGUAUCAACAAUUGCAACAAAAGCAUUUAAAAGGAGACAUGAUGGAAAGAGUAUUUAUAAAUAGGAAAAUGUUUCUUUGACACCAACAUUUGACACAAAUUUGACACUGUCCAGGUGUCAAAUUUCUAUUGGGUGAUGUUUUAUUUACUGAAACAGUUUUUUUAAUAAAGUGGCANGGGCAGAACUGGAAUAAUGAGUGUUUGAAUAUCAUUUUGGAAUUNGCGGUUUCAUUUUCNUUUCANUCUUGCUUGAGAACAGUUUCGAACACUUUCGCCUUCUCUCCAACGUCUUCGUUCUUCGUCCACCACCAUCUCCAUUGCUGCGUUCUCUCUUCGUUCUUCGUUCACCACCAUCUCCAUUGCCGCAUUCUCUCCAUUGCUCCGUUCCUUUCGUUUUAUCUCAACCAGGGAAAGGCGAUCAUUGAGAAGGUAAGCCCGUAGUGUAGGUAUGUCGUUUUUGGUUUGGUUGGGCUUCGUGUUUGUUUCGUCAUUUGCUGCCAUUGUCGCGUUUUGGUGGUUUGGGUUUUUGUGUAUCAUUUCACUUCUCAUUAUAAUGUUGUUGUUUAGGUGUUAAUUUUAUUUUUUUAAACCCUAACCAAGUAUUGAUAUUUGGGCUCUUUGGUGUUUUGAUUUUGUGUUCAGUUGGAAUGGCUUCCGGAAUCCCAAAGUGGAGGGUUCGUACUUCUUUGAAUUCAUUUUAUAUUAUUGGCAUGAAUCGUUUGUUGAGAAAAGAUCAUGUUCAACGAAUUGUUAUGAAUGAAGAAGUGUUGAAUGAAGAAGGUGUUGUUGGAGGUGAUGAAGAAGCUCUGUUUGGAGCUGCUAAAGAAGCUCUGUUUGGAGCUGCUAAAGAAGUUGAUGAAGGAGCUAUCUUUGAUGAAGAAACCGGAAAGGAAAUUCAGAUGUUUGUUCAAAUUGAUGGUGAUGGUUGUAGGAUAGGUUUCCUGUGUUCAAAUGUAGGAUANUUGUCCUGUGUUCAAAUGUAGUGAACAGAUUGUACAGAUUGUUUAUGAAGAUUGUGUAUUUUUAAUAUAUAUGAACAGAUUGUACAAAUUCUUAUAUGAAUAAGAAAUUUGA
Molecule: messenger RNA, 1298 nt
Organism: Vigna radiata var. radiata (mung bean)
Lineage: Eukaryota; Viridiplantae; Streptophyta; Magnoliopsida; Fabales; Fabaceae
Exons: 2
Coding region: 872-1207 (111 amino acids)
Source: RefSeq, a predicted model, not a curated record